Messenger RNA from Phascolarctos cinereus (koala), 2656 nucleotides. NCBI's taxonomy places the organism in Eukaryota, Metazoa, Chordata, Mammalia, Diprotodontia, Phascolarctidae. The record is from RefSeq and is a predicted model, not a curated record.
AGAGGGCUCUGCCUUCUUCCCUUACAGCUCUACUAUUUCUUGCUUCCCCAGAAGCUGAGACCUGUCUUCUUUCCCAUGUGCUGAGAUCUCUCUGCCUUCUUUCUGGGAGCUGAGAUCUCUCUGCCUUCUUCCCCAGGAGCUGAGAUCUCUCUGCCUUCUGGAAGCCAGCUCUACACGUGCAGGUCUCAGGUUGGGGUUUCUGUCCUGAGGGCAGGGCAGGGUCUUUGUAACACCUGUAGGACUUCACCCUCUGUAAAUCCCAGUAGACCAGCCUGCUGCCCAGGAAGAUAAGGGAAGGACCUCUGCCCCUCUGGGAUCCUUCCACCUCCCCAGCUCAGUCUGCAGAGGACCAAGGCCUGACCCAGCAGGGAGCCUGGAGCCAGAGGGAAUGGUCCCUGGGAGCCACAGACCCCCAGCCCAGGAGCUGGUGACAUUCCGGGAUGUGGCUGUGGACUUCACCCCAGAGGAGUGGGGCUUCUUGGACCAUCCUCAGAAGGAGUUGUACAAGAACGUCAUGCUGGAGAAUGCCCAGAACCUGCUCUCCCUAGGGCUGCCAGUUCCCAGAGAAGAUUUGAUCUCUUAUUUGGAGGAAAGGGAAGCACCAUGGCUGCUGGAGCAAGAAGACCUGAGGAGCUGCUGUCCAGAAGGAGAGAUUAGACCUGAAAUUAAAGAGACUACUGCAAAGCUAAGCAUUUCUGUGAAAGAAACUCACAAGGAAAGUGUCAUGAGGAAUGGGCCCCGGUACUUCACUGGGACACAAAUCUGUGCUGCCUUUCAUAGAAUCCACAGAGGAGAAAAACCUUAUGAUUGUGAUCAUUGUGAGAUAGACUUGAGUCAACAGUCAUCCCUUAUUUACCAUCAAAAAAUUAAUACUGGGGAGAAACCACAUGAGUGUCAUGAAUGUGGUAAAGCUUUUAGUGAACGCUCCUCCUCCAUUAUAUGUCAGAGAAUUCAUAGUGACCGGAAACCUUAUGAAUGUGAUCAAUGUGGAAAGGCUUUCAGAUGCAGCUCCAUUCUUGCUGACCAUCAUAGAAGCCACACUGGAGAAAAACUUUAUGAAUGUAAUCAAUGUAGAAAGACUUUUAGUUGCAGAUAUAGUCUUCUUGUACAUGAGAGAAACCACACUGGAGAGAAGCGUUAUGAAUGUGAUCAAUGUGGAAGGGCUUUCAGACUGAACUACAAACUUAUUCAACAUCAGAGAAUCCACACUGGAGAGAAGCCUCAUAAAUGUGAUCAAUGUGGAAAGGCUUUUAGUUGCAGAUAUAGUCUUCUUAUACAUAAGAGAAACCACACUGGAGAAAAGCGUUAUGAAUGUGAUCAAUGUGGAAAGGCUUUUAGAAGAAACUGUGAUCUUGUUGUACAUCAGAGAGUCCACACUGGAGAGAAGCCUUAUAGAUGUGAUCAAUGUGAAAAGUCUUUCAGUUUCAGCUCCAGUCUUGCUACACAUCAGAGAAUCCAUACUGGAGAGAAGCCUCAUAAAUGUGAUCAAUGUGGAAAGGCUUUUAGUUGCAGAUAUAGUCUUCUUAUACAUAAGAGAAACCACACUGGAGAAAAGCGUUAUGAAUGUGAUCAAUGUGGAAGGGCUUUCAGACUGAACUACAAACUUAUUCAACAUCAGAGAAUCCACACUGGAGAGAAGCCUUAUGGAUGUAAUCAAUGUGGAAAGGCUUUCAGUUGCAGCUCGCAUCUUUCAUCACAUCAGAGAAUCCACACUGGAGAGAAACCUUAUAAAUGUGAUCAAUGUGAAAAGUCUUUCAGUUUCAGCUCCAGUCUUGCUACACAUCAGAGAAUCCAUACUGGAGAGAAGCCUUAUGGAUGUAAUCAAUGUGGAAAGAAUUUCAGAUGCAGCUACAGUCUUUCUUCACAUCAGAGAAUCCAUACUAGAGAGAAACCUUAUAAAUGUAAUUAAUGUGAAAAGGAUUUCCCACAGAACUUAAAAAUAGCUAAAUACCAAAAGGCUCAUGUAAGAGAUAAGACUUAUGAAUGUGAUGAAUGUGGGAAAGGCUUCAGUCAUCGCUCAACAUUGACAAAGCACCAGAUGACUCACAAUGGAGAAAAGCCUCAUAAAUGUAAUGACUGUGGAAAAGCCUUCAGUCAAAUAGCAAACCUUACUGUACAUCAGAGGAUCCAUACCAGAGAAAAGCCUUAUGAAUGUCAGGACUGUGGGAAAGGCUUCAAUACCUGUUCAAAUCUUAAUGUUCAUAAGAGGAUUCAUUCUGGAGAGAAGCCUUAUCAUUGUAACGAGUGUGGGAAAUCUUUCAGAGAAAGCUCCACACUUAUUCAGCACCAUUGGAUUCACACUGGGGAGAAGCCUUACCACUGUAAUGAAUGUGGGAAAACAUUUCACCAAAACUCACACCUUACUGUCCAUCAGAGGAUUCACACAGAAGAAAAGCCUUAUAAAUGUGAAGAAUGUGGGAAAGCUUUCCAAAUUUCUUCACAGCUUAUUGUACAUCAAAGAAUUCACACUGGAGAGAAGCCUUUUAAGUGCAAUGAAUGUGAGAAAUCCUUCAUUGAAAGAUCGAGGCUUACUCUGCACCAUAGGAUUCACAAUGGAGAGAAGCCUUAUAAAUGUAACAAAUGUGGGAAAACCUUCUCUAACAGGUCAAACUUUAUUAAACAUCAGAGGAUUCAUAAUGGGAAAAAAAUCUUAUAA